This is a messenger RNA of Erinaceus europaeus (western European hedgehog), 4479 nucleotides long. It is a transcript of the gene SLC6A5, whose product is annotated as solute carrier family 6 member 5. NCBI's taxonomy places the organism in Eukaryota, Metazoa, Chordata, Mammalia, Eulipotyphla, Erinaceidae. Gene Ontology annotation, cellular component: membrane. Gene Ontology annotation, biological process: glycine import across plasma membrane; synaptic transmission, glycinergic; sodium ion transmembrane transport. The transcript is spliced from 18 exons. Gene Ontology annotation, molecular function: glycine:sodium symporter activity. The record is from RefSeq and is a predicted model, not a curated record. The coding region runs from base 946 to 3303 and encodes 785 amino acids.
CGAUCUCUUGACGCUAUAAGCCAUAGCUGAACAGGGCUCACAUACAAAGAAAAUUAAGUAGCAAUUGCUUUUUUGGCUUUGCUAGUUUUAUCAUUAUUACAGGUUUUGGAGUCUGCUCAGGAAAGAGAACUGUGCAGGAAUCCUUCGGCAGAGGUCCAUGAAUAGUCAGAGAACAGCUUCUUAGAAGUGGACCUUGCUGGAUCAAAGGAUGGGGAUAGUCUGGGAGGAGUUUAAACACAAUGAUAAAAAGAAGGACCCUUGUAUUGGGACAGAUAAAAUAGGAGUGCAAGCACUAGACCUGAGGUCUUGAAUAAAAGAGGACAGAGCUCUGAAAGCCUGAAGUUCACACAGCGCAGGUGAGGGCACGCAGAUACUGUGCACCGGCAGCACACGACUGUGCCCCUCCCUGCGUGCAGACCCUUGACUGCUGUGAGGGGCAGUAUCACAGUACCCACUAGUCACAGAUCCGUAGGGGUGGAAGGAAUCUGGUGGAAGAGAAAGACGGAAACAGAACAAUGAUUUAACUCCUUCCCCGUUGCCCAUCCUCUGUGAUGGCUGCGCCUUGCUGUGGGUGCAGUGGGACGUGUCCCUCCCAUGUUUCCCUUAAUUAGGAGCAGGCCAACUUCUGCCAUCGCCUCACACCGCUGGGGUUUAGUCAUCAGACCCACAUGAGUCACUCCGAACACACGCCCCCUCCCGUUCCAGCUACAACUGGCCAGUGUGUUCUCAGUUGUUGCCCCUUUAAAACUAGAAUCCGAGGGGGUAAUGAUUUAUCAAAGUUGCAUUGCUAAGAAAUGUCAGGUGAAGGGCACCUUGCCUUCCACUGACGCAAAGCCGGCCUUUCCCAAGGAGGUAUAGAAAGCGGCUCUCCCGCUGGAGCCGAACCCACACUCAGGAAAAGCUGCUUCCAGUCUCAACUCCCACAGUCAGUUUCCUGAAUCGGAUAUGGACUGCAGCCCUCCCAAGGAAAUGAACCGCCCGCCCGCCUGCAGCAUGGAAGCGGCCGGGGGACCCGGCGCCCAGGCGGGCCCGUGCGCUCCGAGGACAACAAGCCCGGAGCUGGAGCUGCCCGCCGCCGCGCCGCCUCCGCCAGGGCCCGGCUCGGCCUCCUCGGGCACCCACACCUUCCUGGCUGCCGAGGCCAAGCGGCUCGCGGCGGGGGCGGGCGGGGGCGGGGGCUUGCAACCUCUGCGGGACUGGAGCGAAGCCCCCGCUGCGCAGGGCGCUGCUCCUGCGGGGGGCGCGGGCUCCGGCAACGCGCCGCACUGCAAGAUCCCGGCUCUGCGCUGCCCCGAGGGCGACGCGAACGUGAGUGUGGGCAAGGGCAGCCUGGAGCGGAACAGUGCCCGGGCUGUGGGCUGGGUGAACAUGAGCCAGAGUACCGUGGUGCUCGGCACGGAUGGAAUCACGUCGGUGCUCCCGGGCAGCGUGGCCUCCUCUACGGCCCAGGAGGACGAGCAAGGGGAUGAGAAUAAGGCCCGAGGGAACUGGUCCAGCAAACUGGACUUCAUCCUGUCCAUGGUGGGGUACGCAGUGGGGCUGGGCAAUGUCUGGAGGUUUCCCUACCUGGCCUUCCAAAACGGGGGAGGUGCCUUCCUCAUUCCCUACCUGAUGAUGCUGGCUCUGGCUGGGUUGCCCAUCUUCUUCCUAGAAGUUUCACUGGGCCAGUUUGCCAGCCAGGGGCCAGUGUCUGUGUGGAAAGCCAUCCCAGCCCUGCAAGGCUGUGGCAUCGCGAUGCUGAUCAUCUCUGUCCUAAUAGCCAUAUACUACAAUGUGAUCAUUUGCUACACACUUUUCUACCUGUUUGCCUCCUUUGUGUCUGUGCUGCCCUGGGGCUCCUGCAACAACCCCUGGAACACACCAGAAUGCAAAGACAAAACCAAACUGUUGCUAGAUUCUUGUGUUAUCACUGAGCACCCCAAGAUACAGAUCAAGAACUCGACUUUCUGUGUGGCCGCCUACCCUAACCUGACCGCGGUCAACUUCACCAGCCAGGCCAAUAAGACAUUUGUCAGUGGGAGUGAAGAAUACUUCAAGUACUUCGUGCUGAAGAUCUCCGCGGGAAUUGAAUACCCGGGGGAAAUCAGGUGGCCACUCGCGUUCUGUCUUUUCUUGGCGUGGGUCAUUGUGUACGCAUCCCUGGCCAAAGGAAUCAAGUCUUCCGGAAAAGUGGUGUACUUCACGGCCACGUUCCCCUACGUCGUGCUUGUGAUCCUCCUGAUCCGAGGAGUCACCCUGCCAGGAGCUGGAGCCGGGAUCUGGUACUUCAUCACACCCAAGUGGGAGAAGCUCACAGAUGCCACGGUGUGGAAGGAUGCUGCUACUCAGAUUUUCUUCUCUCUGUCCGCUGCCUGGGGAGGUCUGAUCACCCUCUCCUCUUACAACAAAUUCCACAACAACUGUUACAGGGACACUUUAAUCGUAACCUGCACCAACAGUGCCACGAGCAUCUUUGCUGGCUUUGUCAUCUUCUCGGUCAUCGGCUUCAUGGCUAAUGAGCGCAAGGUCAACAUCGAGAACGUGGCUGACCAAGGCCCAGGCAUUGCAUUUGUGGUUUACCCGGAAGCCUUGACCAGGCUGCCCCUCUCUCCAUUCUGGGCCAUAAUCUUCUUCCUGAUGCUCCUCACACUCGGACUCGACACCAUGUUUGCCACCAUCGAGACCAUAGUGACCUCCAUCUCGGAUGAGUUCCCCAAGUACCUGCGCACACACAAGCCCGUCUUCACCCUAGGCUGCUGCAUUUGUUUCUUCAUCAUGGGCUUUCCGAUGAUCACUCAGGGCGGGAUCUACAUGUUUCAGCUUGUGGACACCUAUGCUGCCUCCUACGCGCUCGUCAUCAUCGCCAUUUUUGAGCUGGUGGGGAUCUCCUAUGUGUACGGCUUGCAGAGAUUCUGUGAAGACAUCGAGAUGAUGAUCGGGUUCCAGCCAAAUGUUUUCUGGAAAGUCUGCUGGGCAUUUGUCACCCCGACAAUUCUAACGUUCAUCCUCUGCUUCAGCUUCUACCAGUGGGAGCCCAUGACUUACGGCUCGUACCGCUACCCCAACUGGUCCAUGGUGCUCGGAUGGCUAAUGCUCGCCUGCUCUGUUAUCUGGAUCCCAGUUAUGUUUGUGAUCAAAAUGUACCUGGCGCCUGGCAGAUUUAUCGAGAGGCUGAAGUUGGUGUGCUCACCACAACCGGACUGGGGCCCGUUCUUAGCUCAGCACCGUGGAGAACGUUAUAAGAACAUGAUCGACCCCUUGGGAACCUCUUCCCUGGGACUCAAACUGCCAGUGAAGGAUUUGGAACUGGGCGCCCAGUGUUAAUUCAGUGGCGAGGCGUGACCCUUGAUUCUGCGUUUCCUCUCUGCCUCCCCCAAAGGUUUUCCCCAGCUUCCCCCUCCCGCCCCCCCCCCCCCCGAUUCUUCUUCUUUCUCCCUCCAUCUUGGUCCAUAUCCAUGCAUGAGAGUGGUUUUGAAUACAAGUAGGAUAUAAUGUCGCAUGCUGUAAUGAAGAGCUGGACAGACCACCUCAAGCACUCUCUGCCUGUGCCCAUGGUGCCAGGCUCCAGGGUAAGGUUGGUGCCCUGAGCACACACUUACCUCGCAGGAGUGGGCCCAGUAGGCGAGCGCUUUCCAGUGGAGUUGCAAGUAGGGACGUGUGAUUUGGUCAGCAGAUAAGUAUGUGUGUGAGCACUCGGAGCCAGAGAGGCAGAUGCAAAUGGCACCGCCCACAAGGCUGCCCGUCCUCGUGCAGCCUUGCUGUAGAGCUGAGCAGAGCCAGGCAGCGACUCUGGAGGGUCGGCAGUGCUCAGACACAUUUUCCAUUAGGGCAGGGCCGGCAGGUGUGGACACCACCGAGAUGGCAAAGUCCACAUUUCCCUGCCCGGCUGGGAAUUUGAUCCUUCACUUGGACGUGCUGAGGAUGUGGGGGCUUCGCUCUGCUCAGUGAAGAGUCAGCUGGUUCUCUGCCCUCUCAUCUUUCUUUCCUCUGUGUGUUUAUUUUUGUCUGGGAUAACAUUUUCAUGAAUUGUUGUGGUUAUUUCCUCCACCUCUGCAUGAGAAGCCAUUGUGUAAUUUGUACCUAAUUGUGCAGCCUCGCCGCAGAGCCCCGCUCUCGUUUAUCACCUUGGCGAGGUCGUGACCUUGUGUUGUGUGCUGCUUCUCUUCUGCCUUUCAGUAAGCUGUUGAUACCUUGUCUCCCAGCCUCUGGAAAAUGAGAUGUAUCCUGCUUCUGUCUAUAUGUUGUAUGUACAAGACACAAAUAUUCAAGACAGAAACUUUUCAAUUUUUACUCUUAACUUUGUCAUUCACAGUAAAUGCCCAUGGUAACCACCGAGAAACAGUUUAGUGGACAGCAGUCAUGAAUUUCACUGCUCUGGUCCUGUAUUUUAGGUCAUUGUAUUUACAGAAACUUCUGAUAAAUACGGCUCAGGUAAGUAGCAAGUGAGCCGAUUAAGACUAUAGCUUUUAAAACUCCAUUUAGCCAAUUCAGUUUUAAGAG